Bemisia tabaci is the source of this 1598-nucleotide messenger RNA. Its product is annotated as cyclin-D1-binding protein 1 homolog. NCBI's taxonomy places the organism in Eukaryota, Metazoa, Arthropoda, Insecta, Hemiptera, Aleyrodidae. The record is from RefSeq and is a predicted model, not a curated record. Gene Ontology annotation, cellular component: nucleus.
UUCAUACUGAAAAAUUUAGGAAAAGUGCUGAGAACGUAAAUUUGUGCGUAUAGAAUGAUUCCUAAUUAAUUUUUCGCAAUUUAGAAAUAUCAUGCUCCGUCGAAGUUCUCGUUAAUGAAAGAGACCGGUGAAAACUUUGAAGCCAGCAGCGGUCCAACCAUGGGCACGGCCAUGGCCUAACCUCAAAAUUUUUGUAUUUGGAAAAAUAAAAAUGCUGGUGGUGGUGAACUUAUCAAACCUUUGUAUCAAACCCAUGCCGUGUUUUUCCCUGCUUUCAUGGUGUCUUCUAUCUAUGAACACUUAAUUCAAAUGUCUCACUCUUUGUAAGUUUCCUCCCGUCUUUAACAUACGACCAGAAUCUUUAUUUUGGUUACAUUGAGGACUAGUGUUACUUACCUGUAGCUGAAGCAGUGGCUUUGCUGCGCUAAAUCUAACAGUUUUCCUGUUGCGACAGGGCAUUUUUCUAAAUUCAGAAUGAACAUAUCGUGGAAGUGUUUUCUUCCCAAUCUGCUGUCCUUUCUAGGACGCGAACUGAAGAAGUUGGAAACAGGUGGAGAAGCAACCAGCUCUGUCAAUGCACCAGAGUCUGUCAAAUCAACGUGUACUGUACUAGCCGCUCAACUCGCUGAUAAAGUUACAACCUUACUUUACAUUUUGUCACAACCUGAAAAACCUGAGGUGGAAGUGGUUGGUCCAAUUUUAGAUGAAAUAGAGAUUUUCGCGACCAAACUGAUUUAUGCAUUUUACUCCCUACCUAAAGACAGUGGGCUCACCCUCAGAAAACAGUAUCAUCAAGAUGUUUUAAGAGUUAUUGAAGACUUGAUUGGAGUGUUGGAAGCUCUGGAAAAACUUGAAUAUGUCGACCAGUCAUCCUUGAGGAUAGUAGAUUGUUUAACGAAAUCCUGCAACGAUAUUCAACGCAGUCCAGAUAAUAAUUUAGAUGCGGUAUGCCGCAUGGUAGAGGCUGAAGAAUCAUUGGUGUUAGAUGCACUAGAAGAAGUGACCAUGGCAUUUGAUGAAGCAACGCAACCUUGUGAUGAAACAGAAAUGAUCUGGAAUAGUGAAGAAAUGGAAAUUGUGCCCUCUGGCAUAGGUUUAAUCAAAACAGCCAGGUGUUUGUUGAAAAAAAUUAGAUCGUCGCUGAAAAGCAAUGGCAAAUGUAGCUCUGAAAAAGAAGUGACGCAGCUGGACAACAUUGCUACUAAUGUGACAAAAUUUAGUUUGGUCAUCGAUGAUUUUGUCACAACUUUGUAUCCACCUGUAAAUGAAUCAACGUGUAUUCAAACUAGCAACAAUGUCCUCGAUCUUGUAAGCUCGACCUUAGAACUUGUCAAGGAUGGGCAUUUCAUGAAGGAGGAGGAUUCGAACUGGCACUCCUUUUUGGUGAAAGCAUUGGAACAUAAUCACAAGAAAUUACUAGAAUCAACUACUGCUGUAACAGGCAAGCUGACAGAUUUGCAGUUGUCUUGAAGUGUCUCCUUGAACUCAUGGUCUGCAGCCGGCUCUGCAGAAAUGGGAUUUCUAUGUCCCGCCGUUUGUUAUCAUGUUUUGUACAGUUUUUGUUUUAAGUAAAAUGUUUGUAAGUUCUCUGUAAGAAA